AAAGCCGCUCCGCAGCGCCGAGGCCAUUAGCCACCCAAGACACCUGGGGGAGCCCGGAACAAGCACUGGGGCGCGCGGCCCGGGGCAUGAGGCUGUGAAAACCACCCCUCCCCACCCCACCCCGGGCAGCCCAGCGCCAGGCCAGCGAUCACCCAAGGACUUGACCGGCUGAGUCUUGGUCCGGACCGGACUCGUCCGGCGGCGGCCGAGAUAAGAGGCGGAGCGCAGCGGCGGGGCCCGGGGGCCCGAGGGCCGGGGGCCCAAAGGGAGGGCAGAGCGGCCCGAGCCGCCGGGGCGCUAUGAUGGUGCACUGUGCCGGCUGCGAGCGGCCCAUCCUCGACCGCUUUCUGCUGAACGUGCUGGACCGCGCGUGGCACAUCAAAUGCGUUCAGUGCUGCGAGUGUAAGACCAACCUCUCGGAGAAGUGCUUCUCGCGCGAGGGCAAGCUCUACUGCAAAAAUGACUUCUUCAGGCGCUUCGGCACGAAGUGUGCGGGCUGCGCACAAGGCAUCUCGCCCAGCGACCUGGUGCGCAAGGCCCGCAGUAAAGUCUUCCACCUCAACUGUUUCACCUGCAUGGUGUGCAACAAGCAGCUGUCCACGGGCGAGGAGCUCUACGUCAUCGACGAGAACAAGUUCGUGUGCAAGGACGACUACCUGAGCUCCUCCAGCCUCAAGGAGGGCAGCCUCAACUCAGUGUCGUCCUGUACGGACCGCAGUUUGUCCCCAGACCUCCAGGACCCGCUCCAGGACGACCCCAAAGAGACGGACAACUCGACGUCGUCGGACAAGGAGACAGCCAACAACGAGAACGAGGAGCAGAACUCCGGCACGAAGCGGCGCGGCCCGCGCACCACCAUCAAAGCCAAGCAGCUGGAGACGCUCAAGGCCGCCUUUGCCGCCACGCCCAAGCCCACGCGCCACAUCCGCGAACAGCUGGCGCAGGAGACCGGCCUCAACAUGCGCGUUAUCCAGGUGUGGUUCCAGAACCGAAGGUCCAAAGAACGCAGGAUGAAACAGCUGAGCGCACUCGGAGCCCGGAGACACGCCUUCUUCCGGAGUCCGCGGCGCAUGCGUCCGCUGGGCGGCCGCUUGGACGAGUCUGAGAUGUUGGGGUCCACUCCGUACACCUACUACGGAGACUACCAAGGCGACUACUACGCGCCCGGAGGCAACUAUGACUUCUUCGCGCACGGCCCGCCGUCGCAGGCGCAGUCGCCGGCCGACUCGAGCUUCCUGGCCGCGUCGGGGCCCGGCUCGACGCCGCUGGGCGCGCUGGAGCCGCCGCUGGCCGGCCCGCACGCCGCCGACAACCCCAGGUUCACCGACAUGAUCUCGCACCCGGACACGCCGAGCCCCGAGCCCGGCCUGCCGGGCGCGCUGCACCCCCUGCCCGGCGAGGUGUUCAGCGGCGGGCCCAGCCCGCCCUUCCCCAUGAGCGGAGCCAGCGGCUACAGCGGACCCCUGUCGCACCCCAACCCCGAGCUCAACGAGGCCGCCGUGUGGUAAGGCCGC
Molecule: messenger RNA, 1514 nt
Organism: Ailuropoda melanoleuca (giant panda)
Lineage: Eukaryota; Metazoa; Chordata; Mammalia; Carnivora; Ursidae
Gene: LHX5
Product: LIM homeobox 5
Exons: 5
Coding region: 300-1508 (402 amino acids)
Biological process (GO): regulation of transcription by RNA polymerase II; neuron differentiation
Cellular component (GO): nucleus
Molecular function (GO): RNA polymerase II transcription regulatory region sequence-specific DNA binding; zinc ion binding; DNA-binding transcription factor activity, RNA polymerase II-specific
Source: RefSeq, a predicted model, not a curated record